This is a messenger RNA of Podarcis lilfordi (Lilford's wall lizard), 5026 nucleotides long. Lineage: Eukaryota; Metazoa; Chordata; Lepidosauria; Squamata; Lacertidae. The record is from the annotation of a GenBank genome assembly.
AGACGGGCAUGCGCGGCGCGCCGGCCACCGAGCCCCUUCUCCGUCACCCGCCCAUGCGCAGAGCCCAUGCGCAGAACCUUCGCUGUCGAGGCCCUAACGGCGCACGCGCAAGGGGGGACGAGCGCUGAGCGGGCAGGCCCCGCCUGCUUUCCCUGUCUGCGCUUGCGCAGCGAGGGUCCUGUGGCUAGAGGGGACCGGGCUGCCCCUCCCCAAAUCCGGAGGAACCGGUGAGUGUUGGGUGUGCGUGUGUGCGCCCGCCCGGUGCAUUAUGGGAAAGGGGCAGAUUUUUUUGUUUGUUUGCCUGCCCUCCCCCCAUGGUCCUUAAUACCCCCCACCCCACUAGUCGCAGUGCAGCAUGGGAUUGUGGGCUCCUCUUGAGGUCCAUGAAGCCCCAGAGCAUUAUGGGGACUGAACUCAGCUCUGUUCCAUACCUGGGGCGAGGGGCUGACCUCUGCUCUCCCAGAGCAUUAUGGGAGCGGUCCAUACAGUGUCAGCCCCAGGGCAUUGUGGGAUGAAGUCUCCCCUUGAUCCUCCACUCUUUUCCUCCUCCUCCUGUGCUCUCUGGGGGUCUCUCUUUCUCCCCACCCCACAAAUCCCCCAGGCCCCCAGUGCCUCCAUCCAUGUUGCGAGCCGAGGAGCCUGUGCCAGACAUUUAUAACUAGUUCUGCUCCUCUUCCAGGUUUGGGCUGCUGGCGUUAAGGGGUGAUGUCUGAAGUACCCAAGCAUGUGGAAGCUGGGAGCUCAGAGGACAUUGGCUUUGAGGAGGAGAAGGAGGAGGAGGGGACUUCGACCGGUGAGCAAAGUGUAGUGAGCUGCAAGGGAGAACUCCCGUUUGCUUUGAGGGGGUGGGAGGGUAGGGUAUGGGGGUGCUUGAGUUUCCCUCCCUCCUGCCAGUAGGCCUGUGUGGUCAGGUAGAGGGCACCUUGGUUUGUACGUAGGUGCUAGACCCACUGCGCCAGGGGGAUUGGGAGCAUAAUAUAAUUCUUCCCUGCCAACUCGCAGAUCUGCUGGCCCGCCUAAGCAGAGCAACAGUUGAUUUACGUCCAAGGGCUGCCCUGAGAGUAGUAAGUCUCCGUUCGCAUGAGAGGGCUGGAUGUUAGCAUCCUGUAGAGCUAGGCUGCAUAGGGUUUGGUGUUACCGUUAACUUUCCCACUGGCUGCAGUUGUUUCAGCAGGGCACUAGGGGGUGGUAUCCUACAAGAAAGGGCGCAGGCAGCUGCAGAACCUUUAGGAGAACAUUUGUCCCACUCUCCUAACCACGGUACUGCUGAGUACUAAGCAUUGGUUUGUUUUCAUCGUAGGUAUGAUCCACACACACGCACACCCCACCUGUUGUUAGUGGGCUAUUCUUGGAUUGGCUCCCAAGAGCUGAGUAGCACAGCUGUUUAAAUAAGCCCAUUGAAGCUACUAGUAUUUUGUUAGUAAUCUACUGGAGUGCUUUGUGUCUCCAUUCUGGCUGUAGAGCAGAGGAGGUGCCUUCUUUUGCAGGCAGCAUGGAAAGUGCAGAAUAGUAGCUUCUUAGCAGACUGCGGGGCACGGGGGGGGGCUGCGGGGGAAAGAAAAGCCUUCUACCAAGUGGGUUCGUGGAGAAGGGGCAGAGUAUAAGGCUGUCAGAGGUAGUAUCCAUCCCACUUGCAAGAAACCUUGGAAGGGGAGAGUGCUCUUGUGCUUGGAUCCUUCUCCCUGGUUUCCCAUAGCCAUGUGGUAGGCCAUUGUGAGAACAGGAUAUUGGGCUAGAUGGGCUCUCUGUAUAUUAUAUUCUCUCAGUCUAUAGACCUCUUGGCCUUGAAAUCCCAGUUCCCAGUUGAAAGGUGACAUUUGUGGAGCAGGAGUAGGCACUGAGGAGGAGAUACUUGUCUUUAUGGUGAUCUCUUCUGGAUGGCUGGCAGUGGUGCCAUAUGUUCAUGGCAGUGCUCAAUUUGUGGCCAGCCUCUAUAGCAUACAGAUGUAUGAUUUGCUUGGUUCAUUGUGAGCUCUCUUUGACCAAAAUCAUCAUUUUGAUUCAUUAUUUAGGCAAAUUAUAUUACCAUGGAGCUUAGGGUGGGCUUAGAAAAGAAAUAUAUGCAAUAACCCAACAACAAACUUGCAAAGGAAAGUGUAAGUGAAUGAAGCUUCACAGAUGAUGAGGGUUUUGAAUUUGGGUCUCUCUCUCUCUCUUCCCCCCUUCUCCUCCCAGUCUAAACACAGCAGUUGAGCCACACUGUCUGCUCAUCCAUCCUAUGUCAGGGACCCAGUUCAGACACCUAGAACUUGUAAAAAGGCAGUUGCAGAAUAUACAUUUUUCUCCUGGAAACUUGUGCAAGCCUGAGCAUCAUUCAGGAGUGGAAAACUCUUGUGAGACCUUUUGAUGGGCUUUCAUUUAUGAUGGCUAGCCUUUUAGUGGAAUGAGAGUUCAGGCAAGGUUGUGUGUCUUUCUUAGUUCUGCACAAGCACAUGGAAAGUGUGACAAUGGGAACUAGAUACAGAUUUUAGUGUUCUCAGUCUUGGCUUUAUUCUUUCCAUUUUUAAAAAGAAGAAGAGGAACAAAUAUCUAGUCCCUUAGGUUGAGAACAUGGCCUUGGAAGUGUCUUUUGUCCUGGGGAGCCCUGCCUUAAAAUCUCAGCUCACAAAAUGGUCUCAGCCUCAGUUUGCCACCUGCAAAAUAGACAUGGGUGUAGCCAGAGUUGAUUCAAGGGCUGUUGAGUAUCUUGACUACUUACUUAUUUUGGUCAAUAUCCUACUUCAUUGUAAAGGUGGGCAAUGUGUUACACAAAGGAGCUGCAUUUUUAAGAAUAUAUUUUGAAGGUACAGCAUUUCAAAUGAGACCUUUGGUGGAUAAAGGUGCAUUAUAUCUAUAUAAAUAGGUGCAUGAAACAUAUUUGAGGUUUCAAAAGAGUAGUUAUUCAUGAGGGAUGUGGAGCUAUGUGUGUGGAAAGGGGAGGGAAGGUGGAGAUAGAAAAUCAUUAAUGGAUUGGGAUAUUUGGGAUGAGUCCUUACUUUUGAAUGCAUCUGUAUUCAAGCCUCCUCCUCUGAUGAACUAGCCUAGAGCUGUCUGAGGCUCUGCCAGUUAUGGACUGUGAUUCUUCUAGGUGUCUCUACCAUGCACGAGGAAGAGGAUGAAUCUGAAGCUACAUCCGUAUCUUCUGGAGACAGCAGCCCCCCUACCCCAUCAGCCCAAAGCCUUCCAGGUACAAGGACAUGAAAACGUCAUAUCACAAAGCAAGCUUUCCCUGUAGCAAAAUGGCUGAACUAGACUGUUAAAGGGGGGUCUUGUGUUGGAGCUGGGGCUCAAUUUGACUCUGGAUUUAGCCACCCAUUCGCAGUGCCAGGGAUUCAGCUCAGCAGCCUCAUGCUAGUCAUGAAGAAAGCACCUCUGAGCAUUUCAGGAGUGCAUUUCCAACACCGCUAACUGUAGCCCUUGCCAUCCUUCCGCAUUUUAGAGGAGUUAGCAGAAUUUCUGGAUUACAGGGUGCGGCUUUCAGGCUGCCUUUGAGCCCCAGAACUUCCCCAGCCCCAGGAUUUGACUUCCCCCACCCGCUUUGAAUGACAGAAGCUGAUAUGCAAAAUAAAUAAAAUAAAUAUUAGGCAGAUGGGAAGAACUUGCUGUAACUCCGAAACCUGGAGGUGGUGUUGUUGUUUGUACCUCACUGCAUUUCCCCCCUUCCUCUGCCUCUUUUAUUAGGCCCCCGGAGCAAAGAGCCGCAGGCGACAGUUGGGGAACUGGUGGACGAUGGCGGAGAGGCUGGGCAGGAUCAGCUGAGCUCCUCGCUGGCUCCCAGCCCUGAGUGGCAUGAAUGCCCCGAAUGCGGCCGUGGCUUCGGCACUUCACGCGCCCUGAAGGUGCACCGCAGCUACCACGAGGGGCGCAAGCGGCCACACAGCGGCUCCUCUUCCUCCAAACAGCCACCGCCUCUGAUCCUGCCCAGUAACCCCAACAACCCAGAAGGGCGAGCAGCCCCCACCUCUGGCCGGGGCCGAGUUUUUCACUACAUAUGUGCUGAGUGUGGCCUGGGCUUUGCCUCCCCGGCCACCCUGGAGGGUCAUCGCUGCGAACACGGCUGGUGCUGGAGCCCCCCGCCCGCACCCCAUAACAAGCUCCCCCCCUCCCCCACCCUGAGGGAGGCCAACGGGGACCAGGACACAGAUGGGGCCGACGGACCGUACCACUGCACCGAGUGCCCGGGGGAGUUUGGCUUGGUGUCAGAACUUCACGAGCACUACAUGCUCCAUGCCCGAGGAGAGCUGUAGAUCACAUCUUUUCUGCCCCUCCCCAAUCCCACUUCCUAAUCUAAUCAGUGGCGCCUGCCAGGACUCUGGGAGAGAAGUGAAGCCUCCUUCAUUUUUUUAUUUUUUGAGGUCCUCUUUUAGUUUCAUUCUAUUUUUCUAAAAUGAAUUUAGCAGGAGGGGAGGAGAGUUGGGAGGGUACGCGGUUGCUACGGAGCAAUCCCUCCUGCAUGCCCUGCCUCCUCAGAGUAAGUGUAGCAAACGCAGGAGCCCCCUGCCCACCUGCAGGGAAGGGAGCUGUUGCCUUCUCCCUGCCCCCAGAGAGAGGAGCUAUCUACGGGUCUGGCGCCUGUAGGUCCUAGCUAAUUAUUCCCCAAAGGGAGCCCAUGUCAAUGGGCUUUUUGCAAUGGAAGCACUAAGCAGUAUUGGGCGUGUUGCUCAUCUUUAAACAAUUGAACCAGGAGAGAUUUUAUUCUAGGCCUAUCUCAAGGUUGAGGGAGGAGGAAGGGGCUGGGUUAGAACGGCAUGUCCUGUGCACAAGGGUCCUGCAUCCCUGCUGCCCACCCUCUUACUGUGUAGACAGUCCCCUUCCCAAUUUAGGUGCCCAUCCUCUCGCUUGUCACCAUCUUUGGCACCUGGGUGGUCCAUGCUGAACCGAAGCUGUGUUCCGUCUGUCUCUGUGUGUGCGUGUGCGUGUGUUUGGCUUUUUAAAGAGAGCGGCUUCUAGAGACGGCAUCCAUUCAGCAUCAAUCAUGAAUAUUAACAACCUCUCUUCGCAGUAGCUGGGAGAGUCGGUUUAAUAAAAGUGAUUCUGUAUGUGUGAC